Molecule: messenger RNA, 945 nt
Organism: Castor canadensis (American beaver)
Lineage: Eukaryota; Metazoa; Chordata; Mammalia; Rodentia; Castoridae
Product: olfactory receptor 2B6-like
Biological process (GO): G protein-coupled receptor signaling pathway
Cellular component (GO): membrane
Molecular function (GO): G protein-coupled receptor activity; olfactory receptor activity
Source: RefSeq, a predicted model, not a curated record
AUGAAGACAGUGCUUAUUAACGAGAGCCACCCUGAAGAGUUCAUCCUACUAGGCUUUGCUAACCAUCCUUGGCUAGAGCCUCCUGUAUUCAUCAUUCUUCUGAUCACAUACCCCGUGGCCUUGAUGGGAAACAUCACCAUCAUCCUGGUGUCCAAGUUAGGCCCCUGUCUCCACAGCCCCAUGUACUUCUUUCUCACCAACCUCUCUUUUUUGGACAUGUGUUACACCACAAGUAUUGUCCCUCAAAUGCUGUUUAACCUGGGAAGCUCUAAGAAGACCAUCAGUUUCAUGGGGUGUGUACUUCAGCUUUAUUUAUUCAGUGCAAUGGGGGCUGCAGAGUGUCUUCUUUUGGCCAUUAUGUCUUUUGACCGCUAUGUGGCCAUCUGCAGACCUCUGCACUACAAUCUCAUUAUGAAUCAGCGCAUCUGCAUCCUAUUAGUGUCCAUUGUGUGGCUGUGUGGAAUGACCUAUGCUGUCUCAGAGGCCACUGUUACAUUACAGUUGCCAUUGUGUGGCAUCAAUAAACUUGAUCACUUGUUGUGUGAGAUUCCAGUCAUGAUAAAAACAGCCUGUGGUGAAAAGGUGACUAAUGAGCUCGCACUAUCUGUGGUAUGCAUUUUUAUAACAGGUUUUCCCCUGUGCUUAAUUCUUGCUUCCUAUGCUAGUAUUGGACAUGCUGUACUUAAAAUCAAAUCUAUUGAAGGAAGGAAAAAGGCCUUUGGAACUUGUUCCUCUCAUCUCAUUGUAGUUUCCUUAUUUUAUGGCCCAGCUAUCAGCAUGUACCUCCAGCCCCCCUCCUCCAUCACAAGGGACCAGCCCAAGUUCAUGGCCCUCUUCUAUGGAGUGGUGACUCCUACACUCAACCCCUUCAUCUACACCCUGAGGAAUAGGGAUGUGAAGGGGGCAUUAGGCAACCUAGUAAGGAGCAUUUUCAGUUCCAAAUGA